Messenger RNA from Salvia miltiorrhiza (redroot sage), 892 nucleotides. RefSeq names its product protein FANTASTIC FOUR 3-like. Bases 108 to 788 code for a protein of 226 amino acids. NCBI's taxonomy places the organism in Eukaryota, Viridiplantae, Streptophyta, Magnoliopsida, Lamiales, Lamiaceae. The transcript has a single exon. The record is from RefSeq and is a predicted model, not a curated record.
ACCCCUUUCCACUUCUUCAUCCAAUUACCACCAUCUCUGCUUAUCCUCUGUUUCCAACCACUAAAAAGACCCAAAUCUCCCUGCUUCUCCCCUGUUCACGACCAAAAAUGCCUUGUAAUUCCAACACUUCCCAAAUCUCAAAACCCCCCCAUUUGGAAUCUCCGGCACCCCAACCAAACUCCCCAUUCCCUUGGGCCCAUCCCGACAACCAGAAUACUGAUUGUCGGGACAACAACACGAGAGAGUCGAAGCCCCAAGGGUGCUGGGAUUUCCUGCAAAAUGCCACAAACACUACCUCACAUGGCUUCAUGCAGACAGCCACAAAGCCAUCAGCAUUCUUACUAAGCACUAAAGGCUUGGAAAUGUGCACAGAGAUACUGGGGAGUGAAAGUGGAAGCAGCAUUGAUCCAAGUCUCGACAUAUGCUCGCAGCAUUCGAGCAAGAUCAAGCCCCGGAAAACCAAACACACCACCAGUUUUCCGCCACCACUCACCUCCAUCGCCAGUGGCUAUGGUGUUAAAGUGCAGGCCCACCGCGGAGGCGGCCGGCUACUCAUCUCUGUCGUCGCCUCCUCUUCAUCCGCCUGCAGGAUUUUUCUAAAGUCGGAGCGCGAACAUGGGAGGCUCAGGGUGUUUCUGCACAAGGAUUAUUACUACAGGCGUAGUGACCAUCAAUUGCCUGAAAACAUCAAAGAAAAUGGAAGGAAACUUAGGCGCAAUUUUAAAUGUGGAGAUGAAAGUGGCAACAAAAACCUAACUAGUUUGCCACUUUGUGUCGCUUUUACCUGAAAACCUAUGCUUAGAUUUUAUUUUAGUUUCUGUUGUUAGAAGUGUAAAAUAUUGGUAUGGACAGUAAAUAUGACUCCCAAUUUUGUUUUCAAAUAUUUGUCUUC